This is a messenger RNA of Nycticebus coucang (slow loris), 2540 nucleotides long. RefSeq names its product osteoclast stimulatory transmembrane protein (gene OCSTAMP). The record is from RefSeq and is a predicted model, not a curated record. The transcript is spliced from 3 exons. Gene Ontology annotation, cellular component: membrane. Lineage: Eukaryota; Metazoa; Chordata; Mammalia; Primates; Lorisidae. Bases 8 to 1432 code for a protein of 474 amino acids.
AGGGAUAAUGGAAGAAGCAUUCAGGUGGAAGCUCUGGCACUUGGGGCUCUGCAAGGCUCUUGCCCCACUGAAGGCUGCCUGGGAUGACUUCUCCCAGCCUGUCCCAGCCAGCUGUGGCCAGCUGCUGACCCAGAUGCUCCUGUGUGGUUCUUUGGCUGCUGUUGCUGCAGGUCUGAUCCAUCACUGGCUGGCGUCCUUGCUGCUUUAUCCUCUGGGCCCGUCAGCCAUGGUGGCCACUGUCUGUGGCCUCCUGGUCUUCCUGGGCCUGGGCCUGGUACCCCCACUCCGCUGCCUGUUUGCACUCAGCGUGCCCACCCUGGGCACGGAGCAAGGCCGCCGGCUGCUCCUAUCCUAUAGUGCUGCCACCCUGACCAUGGCUGUGCUACCAAACAUCCUGGCCAACGUGGGUGCAGCCGGGCAGGUUCUGAGGUGUGUCACAGAGGGCUCCCUGGAGAGUCUGCUCAAUACCACUCACCAGCUGCAUAAGGCAUCCAAGGCUGUGGGCUCCACAAGCCAAGCGGGCAGCCGGGGCCUGACAUUUGAGGCCCAGGGCAAUGGCUCUGCCUUCUGGCUCCACAUGCUUGGGCUCACUCAGCAGAUCCUGGAGGAUUUCUCUGGCCUGGAGUCUCUGGCCCAGGCGGCAGCGCUGGGGAUACAGCGGGUGGUCACAGGGCUGUUUGUGCUGGGCCUCCUGGUGGAGUCAGCCUGGUACCUCCAUCGCUAUCUGACUGACCCACGGUUCGACAACAUCUAUGCUACACGGCAGCUCACUCAGCAGUUGACACAGGCCCAGGACACACACCUGCUGACUGCUCCGCCUGCCUGGCUGCUCCAGGUAGCCCAGCUGAGGCUGUCACAGGAGGAGCUGCUGAGCUGUCUCCUGAGGCUGGGCUUGCUCACCCUGCUCCUGGUGGCAACGGCUGUGAUGGUGGCCACAGACCACGUGGCCUUCCUUCUGGCCCAGGCAGCUGUGGACUGGGCUCAGAAGUUGCCCACUGUGCCCAUCACGCUCACGGUCAAGUAUGAUGCGGCAUACACGGUCUUGGGCUUCAUCCCCUUCCUCUUCAACCAGCCGCCCCCGCAGAGCCCCUUCCUCUCUGAGCACCGCUCCUCCAGGUGGGAGCUCCGCCUCAUCGCAGCUCGCUGCCCGCUGCUGCCCGCGCGGCGCCCCCGCACCGCCGCGCCCCUGGCCGCCGGGGCCCUGCAGCUCCUGGCUUGCUCCACCGUGAUCUUGGAGACCUACGCCCGCCGUCUGCGACACGCCAUCGCUGCUUCCUUCUUCACCGCCCAGGAGGCAAGGAGGGUGCGCCACCUGCACGCCCGGCUCCAGAGAAGCUACGACAGGCACCGAGGCCAGCAGGCGCCGCUGCGGGAGUUCUUCCCGCGCCCGACACCUGAGCUUGCCCCAAGCCCCCAACCCUGGCAGGGGUAGACGGGCCGAGUUCAUGCCGGACGCCUGGCAGAACGCGGAGCUGCAGGGAGAAAAGAGUUUUGUAGUUACACAGGCCCAAGUGGUAACUUCUGCUCUCUCCCCGUGUGACCUGGGGUAGGUCACUUCAUCAACUUUCUGAGCCUCAGUUUCUACAUCGGCGUAAAUGACAUAAUUGCAAUUGAUGAGACCUAUUUUCUGCCUGGGGAUGUGGUAGGAAUGGAACAAGACAUUGGACUGGGUAAACAGCAAAGGACUAUGCAAAGGUGAAACCAAGGAGAUUCAGAGGCGGAGCCAGCUGCAGGUGGGUCGAGGCUCUUAUCUGCGUCUACCGCUUUGUUGCAGUUAGGGUCUCACGGAGAAGCAUGCCGCGGAGAGUAAGACCCGCGAUUGAAAUUGUAUGGAAAAUAAAGAGGACCACCGCUCUCUCAUGGCGCGUGGCAAUCUUUAUUUCUUCUACCAAAGCUCAUAUAGGCACAUAAUCAAUAAACACAUGACUUAAACCUUGGCCCCAGGCCUUUUGCCUGGUACUUACGGGCCUAACCAGAUUAACCCAUAACCAUUUUACUAACAUUAUCUAAAGCUAUCCUUAUGGGCUAAGGUUUAACCGAUUCACGGAUAACUACUUCAUCUAAACUUAAUCCUCCUAAAAAUACAUGACUUAAUGGAGAACAUGUUGUUAGCCAUUACUUCUUUGCUCUUAUCUGAUAAAGCCUGAGGCUCUGGGGGAGAAAGAUAGAUCGAAUACCUGCCUUACUGACCUCACCGUUUGGAGGCAGUUACUUUAGUCUUUAAGCAAGGCACAGUCAAGAAAUUCUUAAGACAUAGAGAAACUCGUUUGCAAGUCUCUGCUCCCAUGUGGGCCUUAAGUCAGGGGGUUUUUAAUGCCUGCAACCAACCCGGCCAUAUGGGAUUCUGUCUCAGUUUCUCACAAGUAUGCCUGCGUAAAGUCUUUUCACUGCUCCCUCUCAAACAGCUUUUUUGGCUAGAGGCAUAUAGGCCUUUUGCCUAUACUGCUUUACGUGUUAGAUGGGGCCUUUCCAUCAUUAAUUUAUCUAAAUGCUCCUGAAACUAACUUAUGUGCCUCUGAAUCCUCUGAACCUGUGUAUAG